Molecule: messenger RNA, 2630 nt
Organism: Dromaius novaehollandiae (emu)
Lineage: Eukaryota; Metazoa; Chordata; Aves; Casuariiformes; Dromaiidae
Gene: IHH
Product: Indian hedgehog signaling molecule
Exons: 3
Coding region: 33-1259 (408 amino acids)
Biological process (GO): regulation of gene expression; protein autoprocessing; smoothened signaling pathway
Molecular function (GO): patched binding; calcium ion binding
Source: RefSeq, a predicted model, not a curated record
CCCGGGGCCGCCCCGGGGCCGCCGGGCGCGCCAUGAAGCCGGCGCGGCUGCUGCUGCUGCUGAGCGGGUGCGCACUGCUGCUGGCGCCGGCCGUACGCGGCUGCGGGCCGGGCAGGGUGGUGGGCAGCCGCCGCCGCCCGCCCCGCAAGCUCAUCCCGCUCGCCUACAAGCAGUUCAGCCCCAACGUGCCCGAGAAGACGCUGGGGGCCAGCGGCCGGUACGAGGGGAAGAUUGCGCGCAACUCGGAGCGCUUCAAGGAGCUCACGCCCAACUACAACCCCGACAUCAUCUUCAAGGACGAGGAGAACACCGGCGCCGACCGCCUCAUGACCCAGCGCUGCAAGGACCGCUUGAACUCCCUCGCCAUCUCUGUCAUGAACCAGUGGCCGGGGGUGAAGCUGCGGGUGACGGAGGGCUGGGACGAGGACGGGCACCACUCGGAGGAGUCGCUGCAUUAUGAGGGCCGAGCCGUGGACAUCACAACCUCGGACCGGGACCGGAACAAGUACGGCAUGCUGGCUCGCCUGGCCGUGGAGGCUGGUUUCGACUGGGUCUACUACGAGUCCAAGGCGCACAUCCACUGCUCCGUCAAGUCAGAGCACUCGGCCGCCGCAAAGACGGGGGGCUGCUUCCCAGGGCGGGCACUGGCGACGCUGGAGAACGGUGCCCGGACGCCGCUGUGGGCCCUGCGCCCGGGCCAGCGGGUGCUGGCAAUGGACGGGGCGGGCCGGCCCACCUACAGCGACUUCCUGGCCUUCCUGGACAAGCAGCCACAUGCCCUCACCACCUUCCACGUCAUCGAGACGCGGGAGCCGCCGCGGCACCUGGCCCUGACGCCCACCCACCUGCUCUUCAUGGCCGAGAACGCCACGGCACCCGCCACCCGCUUCCGCCCCACCUUUGCCAGCCGCGUGCGCCCGGGACACUUUGUGCUGGUGGCCGCGGGGGCGGCCGGCUUGCAGCCUGCCGAGGUGGUGGCCGUGCGGGGCCGGACAGACGUGGGGGCCUACGCCCCGCUGACGCGCCAUGGGACCCUGGUGGUGGACGACGUGGUGGCCUCGUGCUUCGCCCUGGUGCAGGAGCAACAUCUGGCACAGCUGGCCUUCUGGCCGCUCCGGCUCUACCACAGCCUGGUGGGGUGGCCCGGGGCGCAGGCAGAUGGCGUGCACUGGUACUCAGGGCUGCUCUACCGCCUGGGCAGGCUGAUGCUGCCUCCCGACAGCUUCCACCCGCUGGGGACGGCGCAGGCGGAGAGCUGAGGGUGGGCGGCGGCGGUGGUGGCCGCUGGGCGGCUCACUGGGUGCCCGGGGUGGCGGGGCCAGCACACCGCGGGGCUGAGCAGCCGCCGGAGCGGCCGCCUGCCCUGCCUCGGGGCUGGGGGGCCGCCCCGUCCGCAUCCGCCUCGGGGCUGGGGGGCUCCCCAGUGCCAGGGGCCCCCAUGGACUUGGGGGUGCCUCCAGCUGGAUCCACAUGCUGCUAUUUGUGAGUGUGUGCGCAUGGGAUGUGCGUGUGCGUGUGCGUGUGCAGAACUAGCUAAUGACUGAGGUCUGGGAGCCGAGGGGGAGCGCAGCCGGCGGUGGGGGAGAGUGGACCCCCCACUACCGGGAGCUCCCAGGGGUCCAGCCACUCCGGCAGCUGCAGCCUGCCUGAACAUGGCGGUGAGGGUUUGGGAGGGGAGCCCCGAGGCCCUUUGCUGGCCAGCCAGGGCGUGAGGGAGCACGAUGCCUUUCUCCACCCUGGGAUGUGGCAGCGGGGACCAAUUCUGGAGAGCAGGUGCAGAAACCAGCCCCUGUUCUGGCUGGGCUGCCCGGUGUGGGCAGGGCUGGAGGGCUGGGAUGGCUCUGGCAUGAGGCCCGUGGCUCGGUGGCACUGGUGCCUGUGGAAGGAGAGUGGCAAGGCUGGGAAGUGUGACCCCGAGCUCUGCCUGCUGCCCAAGCCAGCCUGCGAGGCUGGGAUGCUCCCUGUAGCCACCCUGCCGAGUGUGCCCCGGGGGUGGCCUAACAGCACGGGAAGGCGGCUGUCCUGGGAGGCAGCAAAGAGCCGAAUUCCCACUGCCCUCCUGGCCAGGAUGCCCUGGCUGGCAUGGGAGGGUUGCCGGCCCGGGAAGGGUGGGGAUGCGGGCGGGAAGGUGCGAGCGUCACUGCGGGGAGCAGGGAUGGGGAGACCUAGGGAUGCGCCCCAGUCAGCUGGAGCCAGAGGGGGGGAAGGUGGCUGGGGAGAACGUGCUUCCUCCCUUGCCUUCGCUGCAUCCAGUCCUGAGAUAGCUCAGCCCCAAAUUUGUGCCCUUUGCACCCCAGAGCUAAUAGAAACUCCUCAGGCACCGGACCAGGGCCCUGCCUGGCCUGACCUACCCUCUCCCGGCCCCCCAAACCCUCAGGGUAACUCAUUGCUGCUCACCCAGUCCUGGGGCCCACAGGGGUCCCAACAGCGCUGCAGCCGCGGCCCCCCAGCAAACCCUAGCUAGCACCUCAGCCUCCCUUGGCUCCGCGUCAGCAGAGGUGGGGGGGCUGUGACCCGCGUCCCCCCUGCAGCAUCACAUGUCUUUAUUUAUUUAUCUGCUCUUUGUAUGUACCAUAGCCAGGAGGCAUCAUGGGCGCGUGCAUGGUAAGGUGGGAGCAGGUGGGAUGGGG